Cephus cinctus (wheat stem sawfly) is the source of this 2321-nucleotide messenger RNA. RefSeq lists its product as uncharacterized. The record is from RefSeq and is a predicted model, not a curated record. NCBI's taxonomy places the organism in Eukaryota, Metazoa, Arthropoda, Insecta, Hymenoptera, Cephidae. The coding region runs from base 1197 to 2123 and encodes 308 amino acids. The transcript has 7 exons.
AUAGGUCAGUGGGCCAAGGUGAAAUAAACGUCCAAAUUCGUCCCACGAUUUAGCAGUAUUCGUUUGAAUGUCAUCCAGAGCUACUAGUAAUAUAUGUAUGACAGUUAUACACUCAUAAAUCAGUAUAACUAUUUUGAAAAUUCUCUAGAAAACAGAUCGCGUUAAAUGCAAGCAUUCGAGACUUGCGGGUGCGUUCAUUUUCGUUGUCUGCUAUCUACGUAACGCGACGCCAUUGGCAUCAACUGCCACAGCUGUCAGUACUGCUACUGGCAGCGUCGCGGUCACUUGCUCUUUCGAAGACAAUAAACAGAAUUGCAAUAUCGGUUAUCGGUAGUGCGUGAUCGAUAUAAUCGAUCCCACCUAGUGAGCGGGAAGAAGGAAACAAAGCAUCGUUCCGACAGUCACUCGUCUGGACAAUGCACUCGCUGUGCCACAGUGCAACGCAAUGGGACGCAGCAACGUGUUCCAGCGAAUGGCGGCUAAAGUUGGACGGGAGGAGGGAAGGGAUCGAUCGAUCGAAAACAAAGGGAAGACCGGAAGUUGGAGGAGUUCGAUCCUCUGGCAAAACUCGGUCACCACCGGUCGGACCUUUGUUUGGCAACUGGUGCGUCGCGGAACGGGGUUAACGAGCUGCCUGAUGCCAUCGGCAAUGCUUCCUUGGUCUGCUCGGCAAUUGGAUUGUUCGUCGACUAUCCGAUAUCUGAGUAUUGAGUAACGGUCUUGCACGUUCUGUCGUAUCGUUGGCUGUCAAGUGAAUCAAAAUGUCGACCUCGAGCUACUCCCACGAUACGCAAUCUCGACAUUAUUCCUGUCUGAUCGAAAUCAGGAGUCCCUGGAGGGACAAUCCCGCUCCUACCUAUAUAGAGCGAGUUUGCUUUCACUUUCGCUCAGUUCACGUUCGACGAUCCUUCGAUGCAGAAGUUUGUGUCAUAAUUAUUGAAGAUUCUGAAGUUUUUAUUGCUCCGGUGCAUACGACUUGCACCAGUCGCAGGAUCGAUUUUCUUUUGCUACUAGGACGAACAGUAGGUACUAGUAACAACGUACAGAUGUACAGUUUUGCGUAACUUGAGUCGUUCAGUCGGCCACGCGUAUAUUUUUGGCGAAAAGGCCAGUGACUGACCUUGACCGUGACCGUGACUAAUUCUCUAGCUUAGAGAUAUACGGAAUUUCUGGGAACGUCAAGGAAGCUGAGAAAGAUGAAUCCUUGGGAGAUCUUGGCGAGCAUCGCCAUUCUUGUCAGCAUUGUUUCUGGCGAGGAAGCCAAAUGGAUCUGGGGCGAAGGAGCCAAGAAAAAGUCUGAUACCAUCGAGAAAAAUGCUAGGUACCAGGUGUAUGAGUAUCCUUCUAAUGGUAACUUAAACGCAGGAGUAAGGCCCCAAUACUCUGGGCCCUAUGGCUCGGACAGUGGCCCAAUAUUGCCAGUUAAUCAUGGUACUCAGAUACUUGUAGGGCCUGAAGGGCCUACAGGGAUAGUCGGCAGACCGGGUAUUAACAAUGGCGGAAUUGUAUCGGGACCGAUAAAGCCAGGAUUUAACGUUGAUCCUAUCACAGUAGGUUCAGUACCAUCCUGGAUCAAGCAAGAUCAUCGUUAUCGCGAAUACGAUUCCUGCAAAUGCAGUUAUGGUUUUAACUGUCCCGGCCUCAAAUUCGGAUCCUGCGCCAAGGGUAAACAGUACUGUUGUUACGACAGUAGGAAACUUCACGGUCUGGCGCCAGCCCACGCAAAUUACAGUCCUCACGGUGCUUACCAGGGUUUACCAUUCAAGCCAUUCAACGCCAUCCCUUCGAAUUACUACGCAUCAAGGCCUCAAAACAAUUAUGAAAAUGGUCGUCCCAUACCGAACCACUAUAAUGGGCCUUAUUCGCCAGAUUACGACCCCUACGAUCACAAUGACUCUUACGAGUCCUACGAGCGUCCCCAUAUCGCGUCUCAUUACGAUCGUCCAGGAUACUACAAUCAUGGUCGUCCUUAUGCAACGCGUCCCUACGACAUAAGCGGUUACGCCAGAUCAAACGGAUCGGAAAAGACAAACGAAGAAUCCAAAGGACGCUCUGUUACAUCAAACGACGAGGUUUCCUCGACUUCGACGCAAAGUGGGUCAUCGGCGUCGCCGUCAGCGUAAGCAACCAGCCCGACGGGACUACUCAACUCAAUUCCGUUAAAGUUGAUUCUACUUGAGACACGAACUCAAAGACUUUUAUUUAUUCUCAUUCGACUAAGCAUUACUUUUUAUUUAUUAUGACGUCACUAUAGCCAAAGGUCGCUUUCGCGGCGCUAUUGAAAAGUAAAAAAAAAAAGAAGAAAAAUACGUGCUGCAUCA